Molecule: messenger RNA, 5497 nt
Organism: Phragmites australis (common reed)
Lineage: Eukaryota; Viridiplantae; Streptophyta; Magnoliopsida; Poales; Poaceae
Exons: 2
Coding region: 734-1792 (352 amino acids)
Source: RefSeq, a predicted model, not a curated record
CAUACAGACUGCCUUCUCGAGAGUUCUUGUGAACAGUAGAGAGAGGCGAGCUUUCCCCCCAAACAAAAAAAUUUUCUUUUUCAAGCGGGAUUUCGAAGUUUGGGUGUGGAUUCUGGAGUUUUUCGGAGCGCGAAAUUAAGGGAAGCGAGUCCGAUUGGAUCUCUAAUCGUUUUUGAUUGGGAGUUUGCUGCAGUUUGAAGAAGAAAGCUGCAUCAUUCCAGAGGCGGAAGACAAGAGGCAAGGAUACAGGUGAGAGGUUCAGAUUCGGAAGUGUUUCUCCUUGUAUCUCGAUCAACUAUAUUUGUUAGUGUUGCAGCACAUUCGGGGUGAUCAAGGGGAAACCUCUGCGUUUCUGCCCGCCCUUGGUGUUCGCUGUCGACACUGACAGUCUUGGUUGCGAGAGAGGAACAGGGGAAGGAAAGAGUAAGUUCUGUGGAGCAAAAGAGGAGAUGGAUCCAAGUAAAGAAAAUCCAGGCUGGGAAGGUAUUAAGGGACCUGAAAUAGAAAAGGAUAGGCAGGUAGAGGACCUCAUGAGCAGAUUAAAUCUCACUGAAGAGGAAAGUUUCAACUUGGUUCUAGACGAUGUGGAGGAUCUGGAUGAUGCAGCUGAGAAUUUGGAGCUGGUAGGCAAAGUUGUUGCAGUAAACACACUCCAUAUCCAUACUAUAGCAUCUGCAUUGCGGCCAGCUUGGGAAAUCCGAAAGGAUUGACAUUUCGAUCUGCUGGAGACAAUAUGUUUGUAACAGAGUUUGAAUCAAAACAAGAUCUGGAGAGAGUUGUUGAUGGAGCUCCCUGGACUGUCGGCAGGAAUGCAGUAGUUUUGGAGAAGAUGGACCCAACAAAGAGACCAACAGAGAUGGUUUUUAAUAGACUCCAGGUGUGGGUUCGAGUUUUAGACCUCCCUUUCAAACUGAUGAACAAGAAGUGGGGAGAAGUGAUUGCUAAACAGAUCGGCCAUGAAUUGAUUAGGCUGGAUGUUGAUGAAAAAGGAAAACCAAGGGGGUCUUCACUCAGGGCGAGAAUAACCAUAGAUAUCACAAAACCUCUGAUGAGAUGGAUUACAAUCACACCAAAAAGCAGGGGUGUGGAGGAAAGGUAUGAUUUACAGUAUGAAGAUAUUCCUUUCUUUUGCUUUAGUUAUGGCAGAAUUGGACAUUCGGAGUUGUUGUGUCCAACACCAGCAAAAAGAGAUGCUCAGGGUUUUCUACCCUACAGUGAGAAACUAAGGGCGCCAGAUGAAAAGAAGAAAAAAUCCAAAGCUUCCUCUUCAAACAGCAAGAGUGGCUACCCAACUAAAGCUAGUGACCAAAGGUCAGGCUCGGGGAAAAAAGACUCUCCCCUGAGACACUACUCAGUGGGUUCUUUUGGGGGUGUUCCUUCCCGACAAGGUGAUGAACAAGGGGUAACCUCUCCUUUUAAUCCAAGGGAUAAGGAAGAGGAACAAACAAGAGACAAUGGUAAGGAAAGGGCUCUAGUGAAGGUGGAAGUAAAUGAUAAAACCUUAACUACAAGGAGGCUUUUUCCUGAAAAGAAUGGGAAGAGUAGCUUGAGUUCAAAAAAGAGGAAGCCUUUGUCAAAAGAAAAUUUAAUAGAAGGCCCGGUAGUGGGGCUCUUGGAAGGAGACACAUGUCAGUCUUGGUUUGUGACAAAUGAUAUCUCUCAAGAAGAAAUGGAUAUAAACAUUUUGAAAGAUACGAAUGACAAAAAUGGUGUCUUGAUGGGUGACAACUUACCAAAGAAACUGAAGAAAGGGAACGCGGGACUGCAGGGACAGUCCCGCGAGCAAAAAUGAGGAUUGUUGCAUGGAACUGCCGGGGCCUAGGGAACUGACCGGCAGUUCAAGGGCUUCUGGAAAUGCAGAAGCAAGUGGCUCCCAACAUUCUCUUCCUUUCUGAAAAAAAAGCUACCGAGGAAGAGAAUGGAAAAGUUCAGGUGGCUUUUGGGAAUGCCAAAAAUGCUUGCAAGGGACUGUGAUGGGCGAAGUGGUGGUAUUGCAAUCUUUUGUAGAAACGAAAUCAAUUUGGACCUAAGGAAUUAUUCCAGAUAUCAUAUUGAUGUUGAAAUAAAGGAGGAAGAUGGUUUUAUGUGGAGAUUAACAGGAAUUUAUGGGGAACCUAAACAAGACAAAAAGAAUGUAACAUGGAAACUGUUGCGAGUUUUGAAAAAUCAACAAGAUAUGCCGUGGAUCUGUUUGGGUGACUUUAAUGAAAUACUCUUCCAACAUGAGAAGGUGGGUGGUGUUCCAAGGUCCCAAAAAUGUAUGGAUAGCUUCAGGGAAGCUUUAGAAUUCUGCCAUUUGUCUGAUCUUGGCUAUAGUGGAGAUAAAUUUACCUGGAGAAACAACAAUCAUCAAGCAGCUAAAUAUAUCCAGGAGAGGUUAGAUAGAGUGGUGGCCAAUCAGGAAUGGUGUUAGAGAUUUUCGGAAGCAUUUGUUAUACAUGGGGAUCAUUACCAUUCAGAUCACAGACCAUUGGUGGUGUAUACAGGAGAAAUACAGUAUGGAGACAGGAGGAAAAGGCAAGCAAAUCUCUUCAGAUUCGAAGCAAGAUGGCUACAAGAAGAGGAUUGUAGAACAAUCGUUAGCAAUGCAUGGAAUGAUGCAGGCUUUGUGGGACAUAAUACAGUCCAUGAAGCACUUUGUGAUGUUGCCCGUGAACUGAAAAAGUGGGACAGAAACGUCUUGGGAGACUUAGAGAAGAGAAUAAAAAAGUUGAAAGAGCAUCUUGAGAAGUGCCGAAGAGAACAAGUUUCCCAAAACAGAAUUGAUAAGGAGCAAUACUUAAGGUAUAAACUGGACAGAUUGGAGGAACAAAAAGACAUCUAUUGGAAGCAAAGAUCACAUGUCAAUUGGCUCCAACAAGUGAAUACAACUUGUGACUUCACAAAUGCAGUGCAACCAAAGGUGACUAGUGAUAUGAAUGAUUUUCUGUUGAAGGAGUUCUCUAAAGAAGAAAUAAAGAAGGCUCUAGAUCAAAUGGGGGAUCUGAAAGCUCCAGGUCCAGAUGGUAUGCCUGCUAUCUUUUUCAGGAGAUUCUGGGAUAUUGUGGGAGAUAAAAUAACAAAUGAGGUGUUAGGGGUUCUUGAAGGUGGUCAAAUGCCUAAUGCAUGGAAUGAUACAAAUAUUGUCUUGAUUCCUAAGAUUAAAAAUCCUACCAAUUUAAAGGAGUUAAGGCCAAUAAGUUUAUGCAAUGUAGUGUACAAAUUGAUAGCUAAAGUAAUAGCAAAUCGCUUGAAAUGCAUUCUCCUUGAAGUCAUUUCGUUGAAUCAAAGUGCUUUUGUUCCAGGGAGAUUAAUUUCAGAUAACAUCCUAGUUGCAUAUGAAGCAACACACUACCUAAGAAACAAAAGAAAUGGAAGAGAGGGGUUUGCUGCCAUUAAGCUGGACAUGAGUAAGGCUUAUGACAGAGUUGAAUAGGACUUCCUCCAGAAAGUUAUGUUAAAACUGGGCUUUCAUAGAAAUUGGGUUAAUCUAAUCCUAAAGUGUGUUACAACAGUGAAUUAUAGAGUGAAGAUAAAUGGUGACUACACAAGGGUGAUUGUUCCUCAACGUGGCCUACGCCAAGAUGACUCUCUCUUACUAAUCAAAGCUGAUCGACAAAAUGCAAGGGUGGUGAAAAGCUUUCUAAAUUCUUAUGAGAAGUGCUCGGGACAAGUAAUUAACAGAGAGAAGUCAGCAGUUAUGUUCAGCAACAAUGUAAAGGUUGAAGUGAAAAAGGAAGUGCUGUCUGAAUUACAAAUUAAUGGUGAGACAACUAAUGAAAAGUAUUUGGGGCUUCCUGUAUAUGUUGGGAAAUCAAAAAAGAAGAUUUUUGAAUAUUUAAAAGAGAAGAUAUGGAAAAGAAUUCAAGGCUGGAAGGUUAAAAUGUUGUUAAAGGCUGGUAAGGAGAUCCUUAUUAAGGCAGUAGCACAAGCAGUGCCAAUCUAUGCAAUGUCAUGUUUCUAUCUAACAAAAAACUCUUUGUGAUGAAAUCACAAAUAUGAUUGUCAGAUUCUGGUGGGCUCAACAAGAUAAUGAACAUAAGAUUCAUUGGUUGAGCAAGGAAAAAAUGAUGAAACCGAAGUGUUUGGGUGGACUGGGUUUUAGAGACUUAAAUGGAUUUAAUCUUGCAAUGUUGGCAAGGCAGGGAUGGAGAAUUAUACAGCACCCAGAAUCGAUAUGUGCACAAGUGUUCAAAGCAAAAUACUUCCCGGAUGGAAAUAUCCUGAAUGCAAAGACAAAAGCUGGGAUUCUUAUGCAUGGAGAAGCAUCCUAAAUGGAAUAAAUCUUCUGAAGAAAGGAAUCAUAUGGAGAGUGGGGGAUGGCGUACAUAUCAAAAUAUGGGAUGACCCAUGGUUGCCAAAAAUAAAUUCAAGAUUUGUGGGUACAGACAGGAGCACAUGCCUCUUAACAAAAGUAAAUGAACUUAUUAACCCUGUGUCAGGCCAAUAGGAUGUAGAACUGAUAAAUAACAUCUUUAAUGAAGAGGAUGCUCAGCAUAUUAAGUGUAUACCAAUUAGGGAAAAUAUGAAAGAUUUCCUUGCCUGGCACUAUGACAAUAAGGGAAGAUUUUCAGUUAAAUCAGCUUACAGAUUAUUUAUGAAUGAUAAAUUUAUCCAAGAAGGCUUACAAAGCAAUUCAAGAAUGGUAGAAAGUACUUUUAAAUGGAGUAACCUUUGGGAAAUUAAAGUUCCAAAUAAGGUGAAGCAUUUUCUGUGGAGAUUCGCCCAUAACAGUCUUCCCCUUUUUCUGAAUAUCAAGAGAAGAGGUGUUGACAUUGAUACAAGAUGUGUAAUUUGUGUACGUCUUGAUGAAGAUGGUGGUCAUCUUUUUUUGAAAUGUAAGAAAAUUAAACAAAUUUGGAGAGAAUUACAUCUAGAAGAGGUAAGACUAAAGCUAUCCUUGUGUGGUUCUGCCUUGCAAGUGCUAGAUGAGAUAUGGUUGUUGCAUGAAGAGAUAAGAUUGAAAGUAAUCACUUUAUUUUGGUACUGGUGGUUUAUACGAAAUAAGGUAAAUGCUGGGGAAGCCCUCCCUUCGAGUGAUGAAGUGGUUUUCCAAGUGAAUGCUUUUGUAAGAGAAUUUAUGGAGCUUGAUGGUGCAGAGAAACAACCUGGGAAGGAGUCCAAUCAAUGCCAUUGGAGACCUCCAGCAAACAAUAUGCUGAAGUUAAACACGGAUGGUUCCUUUUGUGAGAAAUCUAAGUCUGGAGCAUGGGGAGCUAUUUUGAGAAAUGAAGAAGAGGAAUCUCUUUUUGCAGCAGCCGGAAGGAUCGAUAAUGUACAGGAUGCGGCACAAUCUGAAGCAAUUGCAUGUGCUGAAGCACUGAAGCUGGCUAACCAAUUUGGGGUAAGUCGAGUCAUUCUAGAAACAGAUGCCGUAAACUUAUGCCAAAUUCUGCGUGAUGAUACUGUCGAUUUCAGUGUUAAUGCUGCUGUAAUCUGUGAAGUUAAGAGAUUAUUGCAUAUUUAUUUUGAGACUUAUGAAGUGAUGUAUUGUAAGAGAGUUUGUAAUAGACUAGCA